AUGGACGUGGAUUCAGCCAUGGCCACAGAGGCCGAUCACGAUCCGUUGGAGGAGUCCGCCGCUGCUAAUGGUGCUCCCCGGCCCAUCGAAUCCCAAUCCUCAUCGCAUCAGCAGGAGCAGAGUAAUAACAACACCAACGCUAACAGCAGCUGUAGCAGUGGAGGUGGCGCGGUGGUGGUCGGGCCACGGUGUGCGCCGAGUUACAGUGUGGUGAACGCCGUUAUGGAGAAGAAGGAGGAUGGCCCGGGACCGAGGUGCGGCCACACGCUGACGGCUGUGCCAGCGGUUGGGGAAGAAGGGACUCCCGAGUAUAUAGGCCCAAGAUUGAUUCUGUUUGGAGGGGCAACGGCUCUUGAAGGGAAUUCUGCCGCAUCGGGAACUCCAUCUUCUGCUGGAAGUGCAGGAAUCCGCCUAGCCGGGGCAACUGCAGAUGUGCAUUGUUAUGAUGUGUUGACAAAUAAAUGGUCUCGAGUUACACCUAUUGGAGAACCGCCCACGCCUAGAGCAGCCCACGUGGCUACUGCUGUAGGUACCAUGGUUGUCAUUCAGGGUGGGAUUGGUCCAGCUGGUCUGUCGGCUGAAGAUCUUCAUGUUCUAGACCUUACACAACAACGACCGAGAUGGCAUAGGGUUGUGGUCCAUGGUCCUGGGCCAGGGCCACGCUAUGGGCAUGUCAUGGCUUUGGUGGGACAACGUUAUCUCAUGGCAAUUGGUGGAAAUGAUGGAAAACGGCCUUUAGCUGAUGUAUGGGCGCUGGAUACUGCUGCAAAGCCAUAUGAAUGGCGGAAACUGGAACCCGAGGGUGAAGGUCCACCUCCAUGCAUGUAUGCCACUGCAAGUGCUCGUUCUGAUGGUCUUCUUCUGCUCUGUGGUGGGAGAGAUGCAAAUAGUGUGCCACUGGCCAGUGCGUAUGGACUUGCCAAACAUAGAGACGGUCGGUGGGAGUGGGCUAUUGCCCCUGGUGUCUCACCGUCUUCGAGAUAUCAGCAUGCAGCAGUGAGUUUUUUUUUUUGUUUUUUUGUUUUUUUUGAUGUAAUUUCUUACCAAUGUUUAAUGGGCAAUUGGAACCAAAAAAAAGUAGAAAGUCAUAUUUUACCUUGUAUUUCUAGGACUAAGUAUUGUAUACUGUGUAGAUCACUGAGCAAAGGUGUUGAGUACUUGGUUGAGGCUGCUGCAGCCGAAGCUGAGGCUAUUAGUGCUACACUGGCGGCUGCCAAAGCCCGACAGGUUAAUGGAGAUGUUGUUGAGACUCCGGAUAGAGACCGUGGGGCUGAGGCGACCCCGAGCGGGAAACAAAUAACAACAUUGAUCAAACCCGAGCCUGUGACUUCAAACAACUCCACGCCAGCUGGAGUUCGGCUUCAUCACCGUGCCGUGGUUGUGGCUGCAGAGACUGGUGGUGCUUUAGGCGGUAUGGUCAGACAGCUUUCAAUUGAUCAGUUUGAAAAUGAAGGCAGGCGGGUUAGUUAUGGAACUCCAGAAAGCGCUACAGCAGCUAGGAAACUUCUAGAUAGGCAAAUGUCAGUUAAUAGUGUACCUAAGAAGGUUAUUGCUCAUCUUCUGAAGCCUCGUGGUUGGAAGCCUCCGGUACGGAGACAGUUUUUCUUGGACUGCAAUGAGAUUGCUGAUCUUUGUGAUAGUUCUGAGAGAAUAUUUGCUAGUGAACCUAGCGUGCUACAGCUUAGGGCCCCUAUCAAGAUAUUUGGAGAUUUGCACGGGCAAUUUGGAGAUCUCAUGCGGCUUUUUGAUGAGUACGGAUCACCGUCGACUGCGGGAGAUAUAGCUUAUAUAGAUUAUCUCUUCCUAGGAGACUAUGUCGAUCGUGGCCAGCACAGCUUGGAAACCAUUACUCUUCUCCUUGCUUUGAAGGUGGAGUAUCCUCAUCAAGUUCAUUUAAUCCGUGGUAAUCAUGAAGCUGCAGAUAUCAAUGCUCUUUUCGGCUUUCGAAUUGAGUGUAUUGAGCGUAUGGGAGAGAGAGAUGGGAUAUGGGCCUGGCAUAGGAUAAACAGAUUGUUCAACUGGCUUCCUCUGGCUGCAUUAAUCGAGAAAAAGAUUAUUUGUAUGCAUGGCGGAAUUGGGAGAUCCAUAAACCAUGUCGAGCAGAUUGAGAACAUCCAGCGUCCAAUUCCAAUGGAGGCAGGAUCGAUUGUUCUUAUGGACUUAUUAUGGUCUGAUCCCACUGAAAACGACAGUGUAGAAGGAUUGCGGCCAAAUGCAAGAGGUCCUGGUUUAGUAACCUUUGGGCCUGAUCGUGUCAUGGAAUUCUGUAACAACAACGAUCUUCAAUUGAUUGUUCGAGCACACGAAUGUGUGAUGGAUGGAUUUGAAAGAUUUGCUCAGGGACAUUUAAUUACUCUUUUUUCAGCCACAAACUACUGUGGUACUGCAAAUAAUGCUGGUGCUAUUUUGGUAUUGGGUAGGGAUUUAGUAGUAGUGCCAAAGCUUAUUCAUCCUCUUCCGCCUGCAAUUUCGUCCCCAGAAACAUCACCUGAACGCCAUAUGGAAGACACGUGGAUGCAGAACCUCUAA
Striga hermonthica is the source of this 2529-nucleotide messenger RNA. The record is from the annotation of a GenBank genome assembly. Lineage: Eukaryota; Viridiplantae; Streptophyta; Magnoliopsida; Lamiales; Orobanchaceae.